This is a messenger RNA of Abrus precatorius (Indian licorice), 1106 nucleotides long. RefSeq names its product probable aquaporin PIP1-2. Lineage: Eukaryota; Viridiplantae; Streptophyta; Magnoliopsida; Fabales; Fabaceae. The record is from RefSeq and is a predicted model, not a curated record. Gene Ontology annotation, biological process: transmembrane transport; response to water deprivation. The transcript has 4 exons. The coding region runs from base 76 to 936 and encodes 286 amino acids. Gene Ontology annotation, cellular component: vacuole; plasma membrane; plasmodesma. Gene Ontology annotation, molecular function: water channel activity.
AACAUUUGUAAGAGAUCAUAAGCUAAGAAAAGAGGGUAAAGAGGUUGUGUUUGAUUGUACUUGUAAGAGUAAAGAAUGGAGAAAGAGGAAGAUGUUAAGGUCGGAGCAAACAAAUUCUCAGAAAGGCAACCAUUGGGAACAGCAGCUCAGAGUGACAAGGACUACAAGGAGCCACCUCCAGCUCCUUUGUUUGAGCCUGGUGAACUCAAAUCAUGGUCCUUUUACAGAGCUGGAAUUGCUGAGUUUGUUGCCACUUUCUUGUUCCUCUACAUCACCAUCUUAACUGUCAUGGGUGUCAAUAGGUCACCCUCUAAGUGUUCCUCUGUUGGCAUUCAAGGAAUUGCUUGGGCCUUUGGUGGCAUGAUCUUUGCCCUUGUCUACUGCACUGCUGGAAUAUCUGGAGGACACAUAAACCCAGCAGUGACCUUUGGGCUGUUUUUGGCUAGGAAGCUGUCUCUGACAAGGGCAUUGUUUUACAUUGUGAUGCAGUGUCUUGGAGCUAUAUGUGGGGCGGGUGUGAUGAAAGGCUUUGAGGGUAAUGGUAGGUAUGAAAUGUUCAAAGGUGGGGCUAACUUUGUGAGCCCUGGAUACACCAAAGGUGAUGGCCUUGGAGCUGAGAUUGUUGGCACCUUCAUUCUUGUCUACACCGUUUUCUCUGCCACUGAUGCCAAGAGAAACGCCAGAGACUCUCACGUUCCUAUUUUGGCUCCUCUGCCAAUCGGGUUUGCUGUGUUCUUGGUGCACUUGGCAACCAUUCCCAUAACAGGAACAGGCAUUAACCCAGCUAGGAGUCUGGGAGCUGCCAUAAUCUUCAACAGGGACCUUGCAUGGGAUGACCAUUGGAUUUUCUGGGUUGGACCUUUUGUUGGAGCUGCUCUUGCUGCUAUAUAUCACCAGAUAGUCAUCCGAGCCAUUCCUUUCAAAACAAGAGCUUAGAGCUCCGUCGUUAUUAUUAUUAUGUAUCCGCUGAGUUGUAUUUUACAUUUCCGACAUUCCUCUGAAUUUUUUAGUGUCAAUCCAUCUUGUGGAUGUAAAUCAAGAGAUUGUAUUUGUGACAUUUUGAAUUGUUUAUUUUAUUAUGCUAUAAUUAUAUUUUUUGUUGUCUU